AUGGUUUUAGCAGAUUUAGGGAAGCGUAUCAAUAAUGCCGUCAAUGGCGCUUUAUCCAAUUCGAAGGAUGAUUAUACCACCACUGUGGAUAUCAUGUUAAAAACAAUUGUUACUGCAUUAUUAGAAUCAGAUGUCAACAUCAAGUUAGUUUCUCAAAUGCGAAAUAAUAUUAAAUCGAAGUUAAUGGAAAGUAAAACCGCAUCAAGUUCAGUAACAAAUGCUCAAACUAAAAAAUUAAUUCAAGAAACAGUCUUUGAUGAACUUUGUAAUUUAGUAGAUUAUAAAUCUGAUCAACCGUUCCAGCCUAAAAAGAGACAAACCAAUGUUAUCAUGUUUGUAGGUUUACAAGGUUCUGGUAAGACCACAUCAUGUACCAAAUUGGCUGUUUAUUAUUCCAAGAGAGGUUUCAAAGUUGGGUUGGUUUGUGCAGAUACUUUCCGUGCAGGUGCUUUUGAUCAAUUAAAACAAAAUGCUAUUAAAGCUCAUAUCCCAUUUUUCGGUUCUUAUACUGAAGCUGAUCCAGUUAAAGUGGCUGCUGAAGGUAUUGCCAAAUUUAAAAAGGAAAAAUUCGAUAUUAUCAUUGUAGAUACAUCUGGUAGACAUCGUCAAGAAGAAGAAUUAUUUAAGGAAAUGGUGGAAAUCUCCAAUGUAGUUAAACCAAACCAAACCAUUAUGGUUUUGGACGCUUCUAUUGGUCAAGCUGCUGAACAACAAUCUAAAGCCUUUAAAGAUUCAUCAGAUUUCGGUGCUAUCAUCUUGACCAAGAUGGAUGGUCAUGCUAAAGGUGGUGGUGCUAUCUCAGCAGUCGCUGCUACAAAUACUCCUAUUAUUUUUAUCGGUACUGGUGAACAUAUUCAUGAUUUCGAAAAAUUCUCUCCAAAAUCCUUUGUUUCUAAAUUAUUAGGUAUUGGUGAUAUUGAAAGUUUAUUAGAACAAUUUCAAACCGUUUCUAAUAAAGAAGAUACUAAAGCUACAAUGGAAAAUAUUCAACAAGGUAAAUUUACUCUAUUAGAUUUCAAGAAACAAAUGCAAACUAUAAUGAAGAUGGGACCCCUAUCGAAUAUUGCUCAAAUGAUUCCAGGGAUGGGUAAUUUAAUGAGUCAAGUUAGUGAAGAAGAAACAUCACAAAAGAUGAAAAAAAUGGUGUAUGUAUUGGAUUCAAUGACAAAACAAGAAUUGGAAUCUGAUGGUAGAAUAUUUAUUGACGAACCAAGUAGAAUGGUUAGAGUGGCCAAGGGAUCUGGUACUUCUGUUUUUGAAGUGGAAAUGAUUUUAAUGCAACAACAAAUGAUGGCAAGAAUGGCAAAGGGUGCCCAAGGUGCUGGUGGGAUGCCAGGCAUGGGCGCUAUGCCAGGUAUGGGCGGUAUGCCAGGUAUGGGUGGAAUGCCAAAUAUACCUGGGAUGCCAAAGAUAUCUCCUCAAAUGAUGCAACAAGCUCAACAAAGACUAAGGCAGAAUCCAGGUAUGAUGGAAAAUAUGAUGAAUAUGUUUGGUGGUGCCGGUGGUAUGCCAGGAAUGGGAAGCGCUGGUGGUAUGCCAAAUAUGAACGACAUGAUGAAGAUGAUGCAAGACCCAAAGAUGCAAGAAAUGGCAAGACAAUUUGGUAUGUAA
Messenger RNA from Henningerozyma blattae CBS 6284, 1611 nucleotides. It is a transcript of the gene SRP54, whose product is annotated as RNA-binding signal recognition particle subunit SRP54. The record is from RefSeq and is a predicted model, not a curated record. Gene Ontology annotation, biological process: SRP-dependent cotranslational protein targeting to membrane; SRP-dependent cotranslational protein targeting to membrane, translocation. Gene Ontology annotation, molecular function: GTPase activity; 7S RNA binding; ATP hydrolysis activity. The coding region runs from base 1 to 1611 and encodes 536 amino acids. Gene Ontology annotation, cellular component: cytosol; signal recognition particle, endoplasmic reticulum targeting. The transcript has a single exon. NCBI's taxonomy places the organism in Eukaryota, Fungi, Ascomycota, Saccharomycetes, Saccharomycetales, Saccharomycetaceae.